GUGUUGAGGAUGUGAAUAUUAUGGAUCGUCAAAGUUUGUAUAAAUUAACACUAACUAGACAGCUUAUAUCGAUUGAAUCGACGUUGUCACCAUUUACCUUUGGCUGGUAUGGCUGCAGUGCAAGCAGGUCUGGAACCCGCGCCUAGCGCCUUGCUGCUGGCUGCUGCUGCCGAUAACGUGGAGCUGGUCAGAACCUUGUUGGACGAUGGGGCAGACGUCAACCAGACGGACUCUCAAGGUCGCACCGCCCUGAUGGAGGCGGCUAGAACCGGAAGUACGGAGGUGAUGCAGUUGCUGUUGGCUCGUGGCGCAGAUGUUGACGUGAAAGAUGACCGCAGCGUCUCAGCGUUCACGUAUGCCGCAUCUCGUGGUGACGUCACAAACAUGGAGGUUCUAGUCAGCGGUGGGGCAGACAUCAGACAGGAAUCAAUACAAGGAAAGAACGCGUUAUUCUUUGCGUCAUCAGCGGGACAUUUGGAUGCAGUAAAGUAUCUGCUUCAUGCUGAUCUUGAUGUUAACACUGUUGAUGAUUUCGGGACCACGCCUCUGAUGCAUGCAGCUCAAAAACACAAUGUUGACAUUUUGAAAUUACUCAUCCAGCAUGGCGCUGACGUCAACAUGGUUUCUAAUGACCAGACUACGGCAUUACACUUUGCUGCGGUGUUUGGGAACGUGGACAACAUUGGCGCUCUAAUUGAAGCAGGAGCUGAUUUAAACCUGAAGCAAGAGCGAGGCUCUACAGCUUUUCAUCUGGCUGCUCUUUAUGGACACGAUGAGGUCGUGAGAAAACUAAUUGACAACAACGCGGAGAUUGAUCUGGAUGACUGGAGCUUACAGAAAUAUCUGGUCAGUUGUCUUCAAUGUCGACGUGUCGACAUCUACCUCAAGUUGAUGCCACGCCUGUCACGCUCUGCUGCUUCCAAACAGUGCCUUUUUGUAUUGAGUAUAAUUUUCUUGAACCUAAUAAGAUCACUUGUGAAAUUGUUUGGCUACCAUUAAUGCAAACAAUGAUUUAAACUUAAAAUACAUACACUCAUGUGGACAUUUUGAAAUUUUUUUCUGUCAUAAAUCAAAAUACUAUAUAAUUAAAAUAUAAACAGUUUAAAACAUUUCUUCCCAAGUUGCGGUAGGUAUAAAAUGGUGCCAUAUAUGUUACAUGUACAGCCGAACUGAUACUCACUCUAAUGAUAGUUAACAAAAGAGGAACAUUUAUCGAUCAAAGUUUUACUACAUCUGCUUUCUCCACGGUAACAGUAUCCAUCUGUCUAUACAUUAUAUUGACGGGCGGAAUGAUACACUUACUAGCUCGUACCUUUGCAUGGAUGUGGUCUACACAAACUGUAGGCCGGUGCGGAAUGAUAAGAGUGUAAUACAAACAGCGUUUAAGAUACGACUGUCGAGUUAAUGUUAGGGCUCGACUUCUAGAAAAUUUCAUAGUUAU
This is a messenger RNA of Physella acuta, 1441 nucleotides long. Its product is annotated as ankyrin repeat domain-containing protein 50-like. The record is from RefSeq and is a predicted model, not a curated record. NCBI's taxonomy places the organism in Eukaryota, Metazoa, Mollusca, Gastropoda, Physidae. Gene Ontology annotation, molecular function: protein binding.